Messenger RNA from Ixodes scapularis (black-legged tick), 543 nucleotides. RefSeq names its product programmed cell death protein 6. The transcript is spliced from 2 exons. The record is from RefSeq and is a predicted model, not a curated record. Lineage: Eukaryota; Metazoa; Arthropoda; Arachnida; Ixodida; Ixodidae. The coding region runs from base 1 to 543 and encodes 180 amino acids. Gene Ontology annotation, molecular function: calcium ion binding.
AUGACGGGACAAGGGAGCGUGAUACAAACGAGGGACCACGCGUUCCUGAUGUCCGUGUUCCGCUCGGUGGUCAGGGACCGCACCACCACCAUCACCGCCUCGGAACUGCAGAGAGCUCUGGCCAACGGCACCUGGAAGCCCUUCAGCGAGGACCUGGUCAACAUGAUGGUCAAGUUGUUUGACCGCAACUUCGACGGCUGCAUCGACUUCGAGGAGUUCGUGUGUCUCUGGCACCACAUCACGGAGUGGAUCAACGUGUUCAAAAAAACCGACAAGCCCAAGGGUGAUCGUCUGAACAAGACGGAGCUGCAAUCGGCCUUCAUGCAACUGAACUUCAGGCUGUCUCUCGGACUGUGUCAUGUGAUGAUACGGCGCUUCGACCAGAGCGGGGACAAUCGCAUCAACGUGGCAGACUUUGUGCGACUCUGCAUCAUCCUGCAGUACGCCACAGAAGCCUUCAAAACGUUCGAUACGGGCCAGGUUGGGCAAGCGAAGAUCACCUACGACCAGUUCUUGACCACGAUGUUCAAGAUGGCGCGAUGA